This is a messenger RNA of Exophiala mesophila, 2876 nucleotides long. RefSeq lists its product as hypothetical. The record is from RefSeq and is a predicted model, not a curated record. Bases 1517 to 2743 code for a protein of 408 amino acids. Gene Ontology annotation, cellular component: RNA polymerase II transcription regulator complex. The transcript is spliced from 4 exons. Gene Ontology annotation, molecular function: transcription cis-regulatory region binding; DNA-binding transcription activator activity, RNA polymerase II-specific. Lineage: Eukaryota; Fungi; Ascomycota; Eurotiomycetes; Chaetothyriales; Herpotrichiellaceae.
GAACUAUCUUGGAUAUUACUCACACAAACUUGUUCUCCAGCUUCCCGCUCCCAAGCAUUUGCCCCGGCGAUUUUGUUUCCCUAUCGUUCCACCCAUCGUAUAGGGCUGCCGCUACUGUUCAAAUCACUUGCUCCGUACAUUCGAGGUUUAGUUUGACCUUCCUGGGCUACUUUUUGCUGCGCCCGUCUACAUCUACGCUGUCGUUGUUACACUGUUCCACACACCCACUCACCCACUCACCCACAGACAUCCAUACCUCCAUAGCUAUCGUCAUAUUGCUUCUCUUAUCCACUUCCGCUGGCCAGUCACACAUUCAUCCUUCUUCUUUCCUUUUAUUGCAACAUUGUGUAUCACCGCAACUUACCAUCGUUGCUCAAGUCCAUCCACAUUCUCGACUAUUCACUCUCCCGUCAACCAAUGCUGGUGCACUCCAUCUCGUACCUACUCCUUACCACAUAAAGUCUCCGUUCAACACUUCGCGACCCAUAUUGUUCCAAAGCCACCCACUCCGACCUGAUCCUUUACUGCUACAAACAAGAUCAGAUCCUCAUCGAGUCAUCGACUGUCCUCGACAAUCUACGAGACUUGCGCCGCACUGCACUGCCUCGAGCACGUUUGUCGACUUCCGCCCACUCGGAACAAGGUAGACUGUCGUCUGAACCUUCUCCACUAAUAAGCUCUGAUCGACACCUCUUCGACUUAUAUCCACCCGCAUCUUGUCGCCAACCCACAAUUCUUAUUUAUCAAGUUCACCACGACCACAGAGUUGAACCAUCCCCGCGCUCUUCCCCUGUUGUCGAAAUCCCUGUAUUUCGAACACGUCGCUUCGCCUCAAUCUCGGCACAUUAUCGGUUUCCGUCUCGGCUCUGCCCUACGAACCUGCGACGUUCCUGUUGCACGAACUGACCUACCACCAUCACCCAUCUUGUCCCGCCAACAUCCUCCCUGUUGUGUACUUCCCUGCUUGCCCCAGCACAAGGAACCUACCGGAGGAGCACCAAACCACUCCUUGGACGAACCCAGUCAAUCUGCAUCUCAUAAUGCUCUACCUGGACUCUGGAAACUCGAAACCUAGAUAACUCAGGAUACGCUACGUUUCGUGUUCCUUCAGAAACUCUUGCUACUUCACCUAGGGCCGUCGAGUCUUGAUCGCAUUCCUACCAGAUACCACCAAUCAAACGCAUCAUUAUUGAACAGCCCCCAACAUCUUGAAGGCUGAAACUCGAGAGUCCAUACUCGUUCCUUGCCCACCGACCAAGUGUCGUGUUAUAUUCCGCCAUGUCAUCACAAUCACACCAAAUGUUUUCGAACGUACCCCAAACGUCAGUCGACCUAAACCCAUCAUGGAACGACAAUGAAUUUGCAGCCACUGGAGGAUAUAGUAAGUAGCUCUAUGUGCACUACAUCCAGACUCCUGCAAGCGGGACCUGCCAGCACACAUGUCAUGUCCCAUAAUGCAAUCAUCUUCGCCUCACAGGGUAUUGACUAACGCUCAGCUCUAGUUGACAACUCUUCCAUGGGCGAGAUCAACAGCCCUGGCGGCACGAGCAUCGGGUAUCUCAAAUCUUUUGGUGGUAUGCAGAAGAAGACCACUCGAGAUGGACAACCAGCCAAGCGGAGAGGUCCCAAACCUGAUAGCAAACCCGCACAAACACGGCGGCAAGAGCUCAACCGUCAAGCACAAAGAACACACAGAGAAAGGAAGGAAAACUAUAUCAAAGCCUUGGAGUUAGAAAUUUCCCGCUUCCGCGAAAUGUAUGUCAUUGAACAAAACAAUGCUGCCGAGACGUUGGCCCAGCACAAAAUCAUCAUCGAAAAUCAGCAGUGUGAGAAUCUAGCAUUGCGAGAGAUCCUCGCAGCGCGAGGGAUCCAAUACGAGAAUGAGCUACAGAAUCGCAAAGCUGUAAUAGCAAUGCGCCCGAAACUGGAAGAUGCUUCCAUGACGCCUCCAUCAAUGGCCACUUUAAGUCCACCCUCCUUAGGUGCACAUUCUACUGCAGGCUAUCGCUCUGGCACCUCUGGACCAGGAUCCACAGCAGGCUAUUCUCCACACACUUACUUGAAUGGGGGUCAGAGUGCUGCUGGCCAUUCUCCAGGCACCACUCACUACAGCCACUCACCCCAAGGUCCCGAUCUUCAAGAGUUUGCUGUCAAACAAGAGCCUCGUGCGGUCCCAGACAUGCCAGGCAUAUUUGAAAAGGAACCCCAGCUUGGAAUUGAUUUCAUCUUGAAGCUCGAACAAACCUGUCGCGACCAUGGAGAAUAUCUAGUCCGCCGAUCAGUUGACUCGCCCGAUAACGAUACUGAAGCUCUGUUUUCUGGACACGCUUUGAUGGCAUCAUGUCCGCCUCCCAGUCAUAUCGAAAACACCCCAGCCCAGGAAGGUGGCCUGGUUCCCACCUAUGAGCACAAGGUUCCUGAUACAGAAUCGGUACAGAUCCUGACUAACCUUCUGAAUCUGAGUCAGUCCUUGCGAGGAAACGAAUUUCCUUCGGGCCAAGUGACCCCCAUCAUGGCUCUACAGUCAUUGAAAGGCCAUCGCAACUACGCGACCCUCACCCGAGAGGAUGUUCUUGGUAUGAUUGAAUCAAUCAAAAGUAAAGUCCGUUGUUACGGAUUUGGCGCCGUAAUGGAAGACUUUGAGCUUCGAGACGCUCUGUCAACCAUCUUUGCCACCAAACCGGAGACGUAUGACCAGUUCGACGGGGACAUGACUUCAGAGAUCGAAGAAAUGUAUUCGUGAUGUAUCUGGAGUGGACAACUGACUUCGUCAACGCAGACUGUUAGCGGACGUUAUUUUAGUGGGAGGAAAAAUUUGCUCAAGUUAAAUGUAUUAGAACUUAAAGAAAUGAUCAACCAUGCCCUUCUUCAAUAGA